AGUGCCAGAGUUAUUCAGCAGUGUAAGUGACAAGAGUUGUCUAAGCAGAGAGAAGAAAAGUAGCGAAGAACCUGUCAAACAUUAGAAGAACAGAAAACCUCUGUUGUAAAAAGUUUGAUUGUUUUCUAAAAAUGAAGAUGACAAGUGGCAAAAUCCCCAUCGGCUCCCUACUGGUUCUCCUGGUCUUGCUGACCAUUACUGAAGGAAGAAGUCUGAGGGGGUUGGGGAUGGAACUGCGCUGCCGCUGCAUCCAGACAGAGAGCCGUCAGAUUGGUCGUCACAUCGGGAUGGUGGAGAUCAUUACGGCCAAUUCACACUGUGAAGAAACUGAGAUCAUUGCCACUCUGAAAAGGACGGGCCAAGAGGUCUGUCUGGAUGCUGAAGCUCCAUGGGUCAAGAAAGUUAUUGCGAGGAUGAUGUCAAGCAGAAGCCGUUGAAAUCUCCAGAUUUCAAUGCUUUGUUUAAUGCUAGGCUGUUUGUGGACGAACACUAUCAGAAGUAGUAUUACCAUGAGGAGGCAAGGUCACUGAGUUGCUUGUGUGGUUGUCAGACUAUUUAUGUUAUGUUCAUGGUGAAAUAGUGCCGGGCACUAUUAAGCUAUACCUAUUAUAAUUGUUGCAUGAUACAUGAAGAUUUUCAUUAUUAGCAUAUUUAUUUACAAGAGAAUUGUUUUAUCUACCUCUGAAGGAGUUUUCCCUUCUUUUCUCAAUGGUACAACUUGGAAAAUGUUUUGAAAAUUCUUGAGUAUGUAAGACCUAUUUAUUUGUUUUAUUUAUCAAUUUAUUAUUAUUAAACGUACAUGCUUUUGAAGAAAUAUGUAUCUAUUUAAAAUAAAAUAUAACAAUGAAAAUACCUUGCAUGCUUUUUUUUAUUCAUGAAUAAAGUCAUGCAGUUGGCCUUA
Gadus morhua (Atlantic cod) is the source of this 901-nucleotide messenger RNA. RefSeq names its product interleukin-8-like. Gene Ontology annotation, biological process: immune response; chemotaxis; defense response. The coding region runs from base 132 to 437 and encodes 101 amino acids. The transcript has 4 exons. Gene Ontology annotation, cellular component: extracellular region. Gene Ontology annotation, molecular function: chemokine activity. NCBI's taxonomy places the organism in Eukaryota, Metazoa, Chordata, Actinopteri, Gadiformes, Gadidae. The record is from RefSeq and is a predicted model, not a curated record.